Molecule: messenger RNA, 3090 nt
Organism: Daphnia carinata
Lineage: Eukaryota; Metazoa; Arthropoda; Branchiopoda; Diplostraca; Daphniidae
Gene: MED24
Product: mediator of RNA polymerase II transcription subunit 24-like
Exons: 16
Coding region: 121-3081 (986 amino acids)
Cellular component (GO): mediator complex
Molecular function (GO): transcription coregulator activity
Source: RefSeq, a predicted model, not a curated record
AAUGUGCAAAAUUUCGCGUGAAAUAUUAACGUUGUUUGAUAUUUGUGCUCCGUUACGACGCGAAUUCCCCAAAGCUGCACACCUUAAAAACUGAAAAGUUCAUUAUAGCCAACUGAAAGAAUGACUGAAAGUAUAGAGCAAAAGCUGAAGCACUUGAUGAGGAAGGCUUGGAGGGAGCGCUGGACAGAUCUCAUGUGGGGUAUUUAUGUCAAAGAGGUCAUUCCUGCGGGAUCAACAGGAGACACCUAUAACUUAGCGGAAAGCAUUCUCAAGCAAGCUUUGAUUGGACCAUCCCCAAACUCCAAGUUGCUUUCUUAUUUACAAUAUUCUCUGAAUGUUCAGAUUGUUUCAUAUAGUGCUGUCUUUGAGAAUAUUUGCCUUCAAGGGAGUAUACAGAAGACUAGAUGCCUUUUAGAGUUGUUGCAUCUCCUAGAACAGUCAUUGAAACACAUAUCAUGUUCUGGAUCUGCGGAUGAGUGUGCAGCGUUAGCAUCGUCUCUUAUGUCAUUGGAAACUUGGUUGUGGAGUAUUAUGUCCGAUGGACUCAAGAAGUUGUCUGAAGCUAGUAGUACAAGCAAUAGCUACACAGUCAUCUGCCAUUAUACAACAGGGCUGUUGGGCACUUUGUAUGAGGAAAAUUAUUUAGUAUCUCUUCUUUAUAUCGCACGUUGCUGUACUAGUGAUCAGUUUGCGGCAACUAAUCUUGCAUCACUUGUAAAUCAAACUGAAUCAAACAUAAAACAUCUAGCUGGUACCGGAAAUUCAUCGUUGGAAAACUUAGUGGAACCUGUUGAGAAAGUCAUCCGGCAAUGUCGAUUGUUUGAAAAUGACUUGUUCAAAGAAAACGGUCCAGAAAAGCCGUUUUAUGAGAACUCGUUGUGUACAGACAUACACACUUUAAUAUCUUGGGAGGCAUUGUUGCGUCCUACGUCAGAUGGUCUCGAACUAACACGUCAAUUAGAAGUGCUACAAAAACUAAGGGGAUAUUCUGCCACUCAAUUGUACUGCGAAAUCCUUCGAGCUUGUUGCCUGGGUUUAGCUGAAACAGCCGAUUCACCUGGAGAGCUACGAUGGGCCGUCUUCACUUUUCUUAAGGCACCUUUACUACUGCUUCGACUUCACCGAUCAAUUUUUGGAUUGGAUCCGAAUUCUCCUAUUGGCGAACCAAGCCCUGAAGUCGCCGUGGCGUUUGAACGACUCUUAUGCUACCCAGGUCUUCUAGAAACUACAGAUGCGAAAUGCCAUUGCAACGUUGUCGAAGGGUUGCUGAAUGAAGUGAAAAUGCGCACAUCUCUGCUAUCCGAAUGGCAUGUUACUAGUAUUCUAAGCAAAAGAGAAAGCCUAUCGCGCGGAGGCCUGAAAUUGGAGACUACAAACACUCAAAUUGCUACUUUAGUGCUUCGUGCCGAACCCACUGUGGCCAGUAUUUUAAAAACUUUGGACACGGAUUACGCGAAAAACCAGGACACGUUAUUAAAAGUUUUGUCUCAUUUGCUAUCGGGCCAAAGCUUUGAGCUGAUACUAAACGCCGCUACAGGAACAGGUAAACUCCGGGCAUUCGCCACAAAACUAGUGCGCUUCAACGAAGCGAACCGCCAACCGGCUGGCUCUGAUCCAAGUAAAACGGCAAAUUCAAGGGCAUUGCUUUUUGACAUUUCUUUUCUAAUGCUUUGCCGUAUUACGCAGAUGUACGGCAUCGAGGUUAUCUUAAGUGGCGAACAAGGAGGGGAGACUUUUUUUGAACAAUGGGCUUCAGAAUGGUUGAAACCAAACCAGGCACCCGAUCUUUUAUUAAAUCGUUGUGAUCCCAUGUUGACUGAUCAGUUAUUAAAGGCGCUGACAUCUGGUGAAAGUGACCUUAGAUCUGGGAGCGUUCGGUGGCAUGAUGCCUGCUUUCAUGUCCCGGCUGUAAUACGUGAAAUUUUAGCGGCUUACGAAUCACAGUUGGUUUCUGACGAAGAAGUCGAGAGAAUUCUCGAUACAUUACGGACUCAGAUGUGCUGCCUUUCGGUGUGCGCUGCCGCUUGGUUGAGAUUUUACAUCCAAGUUCAACCAAUGAAUUUAAAAAGCAAACCCACUAUGAUGCUAGACCAUUUGAUGACUCCUCUUAGUCUGGACGACUCUAAAGAGCAUUACAGAGAGAGAUCAGUGUUAAUGCUGCAAAUCAUUCGCCGUCUGGCUCAAGACGAAAACCCUCUUCAAAGUGUUUCUGACAAUCAAGACCAAAGUUUAGAUCAUCAGCUGGUCAAACUUUGGAGCAAAAUUUUGAAUCACGGAUGGUCAGACCACUGUACUACAAUGGGAAUCGAUCGACUUUAUAAAAUUGGCGGAGCGACAUGGCUUGUCACUUCUUUAGUGAAGGCAGUUAUCAAAGAGCAAUCUUCUGACAAAAGACAACGUUGCGUCGAAGGGGCGCUAUCAGUAGCACACUUGGAUUUGGAAAGCUGCGCAAUUUCUUUGGCCACUAGAGUCCUACCUUUCUUACUAACUCACUCGUCAAUGCUCGCAAGUGACGAGGAAACAGGUGGACCAGGUGGAAAGGCUUUAGCGCAGUUGGCUGUGCUGCUAUUUACUGCUGCAUUGAAUAACCAAAUAGCAUCAGACUCAGAUCCUUCAACUGCCUCCAAGAAAUCGGGUUCAAAGCGCGCCAUCGAUUGGGAUUUGAAUACGCCUGGUUUCCGCUAUCCUCCUUUGAAAAAAGUGGCUUUGCACGAUGAUGAACUGGAGGCUCUCUGUGUUGCUUCUAGCACAUCCCACGAGAACAAACCGCUAUCUAAUGCCAUUGCAAACCUGAUGCAAUUAAUGACCCGAGUUGCUGGAGAUGGCAUCAUCACCCCACAACUGGCAUUUAUCAGCUAUUUCAUUCACACAAUGGCAGAAAUAACAUCGCUUAAAACCAAAGAGGUCAUGAAACCCCUUUUGAGUUUAAUACCUCCAGCGCUGGUUUUUUACAUGCUAGCCGCUUGGCCUGGAUUAAUGUCUAUUUCAGACGUGGCCAAGCUCUUAGCUCAUCCUGGCGAUGAAAUGGGUGUCGGAAAAAUCGCUGCCCGAAUUGUUUGUGCAUUUAAAAAUACAAACUAAUGCAUUAUA